AUGGCGAAGGACAUCAACCUAAGCUCUCGAACACGAAAUCCUCUGCUCUUGUUCUUAUGUUUCACCAUUCUUAUGCUCCUUCGAACCGAGGCUGUAUGGUUAAACAUCCCUAGUAAGGGAACUAAGUGCAUGUCCGAGGAAAUCCAGUCACACGUCGUCGUUUUAGCCGAUUACUAUGUUGUGGCAGACGAUGGCAAGGGUCACCAACCUCAAACCAUUUCUGCCAAGGUGACAUCCCCUUAUGGAAAUAAUCUUCACCAGAAUGAAAAUGUUACCCAUGGUCAGUUUGCAUUUACAACUACCGAGAGUGGGAACUAUCUGGCGUGCUUUUGGGUGGAUCCUAAACAUCAAGAAGGUGGAGUAGACACCACAAUCAGCCUUGAAUGGAGAACUGGAAUCGCUGCAAAAGAUUGGGACUCUGUUGCAAGAAAAGAAAAGAUAGAGGGUGUUGAACUUGAGCUAAGGAAACUUGAAGGGGCUGUGGAAGCCAUCAGAGACAAUCUAAUUUAUUUAAAGAACAGGGAAGAGGAAAUGAGGGAAGUCAGUGAAACAACGAAUGCUAGAGUGGCUUGGUUUAGUAUCUUAUCUCUUAGCGUCUGCAUUUCUGUUGCGGUGUUGCAGCUGUGGUAUCUGAAGCGCUUCUUUCGGAAGAAGAAACUCAUAUAG
Molecule: messenger RNA, 666 nt
Organism: Sphenostylis stenocarpa
Lineage: Eukaryota; Viridiplantae; Streptophyta; Magnoliopsida; Fabales; Fabaceae
Source: the annotation of a GenBank genome assembly